This is a messenger RNA of Sinocyclocheilus rhinocerous, 1504 nucleotides long. RefSeq names its product forkhead box protein N4-like. The record is from RefSeq and is a predicted model, not a curated record. Lineage: Eukaryota; Metazoa; Chordata; Actinopteri; Cypriniformes; Cyprinidae. The coding region runs from base 1 to 1218 and encodes 405 amino acids. Gene Ontology annotation, biological process: regulation of transcription by RNA polymerase II. Gene Ontology annotation, molecular function: transcription cis-regulatory region binding; DNA-binding transcription factor activity, RNA polymerase II-specific. The transcript is spliced from 8 exons.
AUGAUUGAAAGUGGAAUAACAAGCAGGAUGUCAGGAAUUCAUGAAAACCCUGUGCAAAGUCACCACACCUCCGCACAAGACUACAGACUCCUGACUACUGACCCUUCGCAGCUGAAAGACGAGCUGCCUGGUGAUCUUCAGUCCCUGUCCUGGCUCACCUCUGUGGAUGUUCCCCGACUGCAGCAGAUAGGACCUGGACGACCUGAUUUUGCCAGUUCUGCUCAGAACAGCCUGCUGGAGCGGCAGACAGCUCAGCUGAAUAGCAUGACGGUAGCAGGAGGAGCAGGAUCUGUGAUUCAGCUACAGAGUGAAAUGCAGCACAGCCCUCUGGCCAUCAGUAGCAUGCCCCAGUUUUCCCCUGGGUUUCCGUGUGCCGCAUCAGUGUACCAGACCGCCCCUCAACAAGUUCUCACUUUCACUCAGGCAAACCAACAGUGUUCUCCCGGUGGGAUUUAUGGCAACUACAACAGCCAGAGUCUGUUUCCUCAACCCCGUAUUACUGCUCACAACCAGGACUUGCAGCCCAAGACUUUUCCUAAACCCAUCUACUCCUACAGCUGUCUGAUCGCCAUGGCUUUGAAGAACAGCAAACCGUCGCAGCAUGAUGAAUUAGACAAACUCAUUACAGACAGACCGGAGAGGUGCAGACAAAAGUCCAUUGAGACUGGCAUGACUCGCUUGCCCAGCUGCCCACCAGGGCCGACCCUCCCAAUACCAGCGCAGAUGCAGCCCCAACCAGUGGUCACUCUCUCUCUACAGUGCCUCCCUAUGCAUCAGCACCUUCAAAUGCAGCUCCAGAAUCAGUCUCGCUUGGCUCCGGCCUCCCCUGCUCCUGCUCAGACACCCCCUCUCCACACCGUCCCCGACCUGACAAACAGCUCGCACAGCGACUUCUACACGGUUCACACCGACAUGAAUUCAGAGGUGGACGCACUGGACCCAAGUAUUAUGGACUUCGCCUGGCAAGGAAACCUGUGGGAGGAGAUGAAGGAUGACAGCUUUAACCUGGAGGCAUUAGGUACACUCAGUAACUCCCCACUUCGGCUGUCUGACUGUGACCUGGACACUGGCAAUGUCACGCCUGUGUCCAAUGCAGGAGGACUGCCUUACCCAGACCUGCAGGUGACAGGCCUCUACUCUUCAUACUCGGCUGUGGAUGCCCUUUCUAACCAGUACAUGAACACACAAGGAGCAACAAAGCCUAUCGUUUUGCUUUAAUUGCACCAGCAAGAAAUUAAACAAGCUGAGCUUUACUUCCCAGGACCAUCUAUAAAGCUUUCAAUCCUAGCCUUCGUGGCGUGUCAGACUCCAAAAAACAUCCUGCAACACAGAUUUCUUCCAAGGCAGCCAAAAAUGUUUAGCAAAAUUGUUGCAACAUCAGAUAGAAAGCAUUACGAUAUCCUGAACUGAGUAGCAUUUAUGGUGACGUCACAGUAUUCAAAGGUGUCAUUUGCAUUGACUGUAUUAAUUGCAUUAAAAGCAAUGGGUUUGAAGGGACCAAAUC